CGGCUGCGCGCGCUGCCCGCCGACGCCUUCUCCGGCCUGGAGGCGCUGGAGGAGCUGCGCCUCGUGCAGGACGGUUUCUCCAGCCUGGCGCUGGUGGCGGCCGCGCUGUCGCCGCUGGCGCUGCCGUCGCUGCGCGCGCUCGACCUCAGCGAGAACCCGCUGGCCGCCGUGGGCGCCGGCGACCUGGCGCCCCUGGCCGGGUCGCCGCUGCGCGAGCUGCGCCUCGACAGCUGCCAGCUGGACUUCGUGCACAGCGCGGCGCUCAGCCCGCUGCGAAACCUCAGCACCCUCUCCCUCAGCGGUAACGCCCUCAACGAGUCCACGCUCACGGAGCUCGUGUCGGCACUGGUCGAAGGUAACUCGUCGCUGCGCGUGCUGGAGUUGUCGGGCGCGGGUUUCCAGAAGCGGCCGCCGCCGGAGCUGCUGUCGGCGGUGGGCCGGUCGGGCGUGACGAACCUGUCGCUGGCGGGCAACCGCUUCCAGACGCUGUCGGCGGGCGCGUUCCCCGCCAUGGCGCGGCUGCGCCACCUCGACCUGGGCGACGUGGCCGCCGUGUCGGUGCAGGAGGGCGCGCUCGACCCCGCGCUGCUGCCCCGCCUGAGCACGCUGCUGCUCGGCGGCAACAGCCUGCCCGGCGCCUCGGCCGGCUGCCUGCUGCCGCAGCUGCACUCGCUCGACCUCUCCGCCAACUCGCGCGAGAAGCCGUCCCCGUCCGUCUUCGCCCUCGGCGAGAACAGCUUCGCCCACAUGCACAACCUCUCCUACCUCAACCUGUCUUACAAUAACAUACACUUCCUGCUCAAAGACACUUUCGGUGGCCUCACCAACCUGGACCAGGAACUCUCCCUGAAGCACGGCCACAUUUCUAGGAUCGAGGUGGGUGCCUUCCACGAUCUGAACAAACUGCGCUUCUUGACACUGGAGGACAACCGCCUGUCGGGAACCAAUCUCACGGAGGGAGUGUUCCGAGGACUGGACAGCCUCGAAGUACUCCUGCUGGGGAACUGCGGUAUCACGCACCUUGCCGACGACCCGAGUGUGUUCGUCCACCUCGUGAGUCUGCAGUACCUGAGCCUGGAGCGAAACGGCAUACACAGCAUCAGUGGCGCCGUUUUCGCGCCCCUCACGAAUUUACUGGGAAUCGAUUUGUCCCACAACGAGCUAGAGUCGUGGAAGAGAGGACGGCUGUUCGACAACAAUUCGAGGCUGGACACUGUGCUGCUCUCGUUCAACAGGAUGACGUACCUGUCUCCCGCCAUGCUGGACGACUUCUCCGGUCGGGCGCGCGUGGAGUUGGGGGACAACCCGUUCAUCUGCUACGCGCCGCUGUACAAGAACGUCAGGGAGUGGCUGAGCGCGAACGGGGGCAGCGCAGGGAACUUGAGUGGCGAGGCGGCUCCCGCGUGCUACUCUCCGGACGCGUGGCGCGACCGCAACCUCUCGCAGUUCUUGCAGGCGCUGCAGGACGGAACCGCCGCGCCGGUGAAGACCUCCGCCUGGUGGCCCGGCGCUGUCGGCGGCUCCCUGCUGGUGCUGGUGCUGCUGGUGGCCGCCGUGUGCUACAACCAGCGCGCCUACCUCCGCUACUGGCUCUUCCUGGCGCGCACCGACCUCCUGGGCCGGUCGUGCGCCGGCCGCGCCGACGGCGCCCUGCAGUCGUACACCAACUACCAGUACGACGCCUUCGUGUCGUACAGUAGCGAGGACCGCAACUUCGUGGUGCGGCUCGUGGCGAUGCUCGAGAACUACGAGCCGUUCCUCAAGCUGUGCGUGUUCGAGCGCGACUUCCAGGUGGGCUCGGCCAUCUCGGAGUGCGUGCUGCAGUCGGUGGCGCUGAGUCGGCGCACCCUGCUAGUGGUGAGCGACGCGUUCGCGCGCUCGCAGUGGUGCCGCUGGGAGGCGACGCUGGCGCAGCACCAGCGCAUCUUCGGCGACGAGGGCGCGCUCGUCAUCGUCAAGCUGGGCGAGGUGCCGGGCGCGCACCUCACGCCCACGCUGCGCCACCUGCUGCGCACGCGCCUCUACCUCGAGUGGGACCCCGAGCCCGCCAAGCAGCGCCUCUUCUGGCAGAAGCUGCGCGCCGCGCUCUCCCCGCCCGCCAUCGCCGUCAAGGCUGGCGACCAGUGACGUCACGGCGUCUCUCUGUCCAACCAGGGCUCGCGGGCCACUUGGGCGGAGUAUCUUCUCGAUCAGCUGCCUUCUCUGAUCUGUGUAGUAGUGCUUAUAUCCAGGCUACUCUUUCACCACGUUCCUCGGAAUUGUACAUACGUUCGCCGUCUCACUCCACCGACUACUGGCCAUUCUGUAAUGGCCAGUCACGAUCUCAACACAUUCCUCGAUGAAGAAACAUCGACCACGGAUUAGACUCCCCUACAGCAUUCUUCAUAUUUUCGUCAUUUUCGCGAUUCCUCAUUUCAUAUUUUCGUAUUUGAGAUCUAGAUCGCCCCUUCGAUCCUGGUUCGACGGAGCUUCUCAGGACCAAGCUGUCUUCCUUCCCCUGUGUUUCUUUUGUUGUGUCGCAGUGUCAAUUGCACCAAAAUUUCUUCACGACUGAUUUCAGCUCUUGGCCAUUUUCACGGUUUUUCAACUGAAUAACAGCAGUCACUCUGACUGUUGCAGUGUGCCAGAUGCACGGACAGCGGUAGUUUGAGUGUAUGUGGUGCAACUAAUAAAAAUAAAUGUCGUGUGACUUGGUCCUCCCGUCGGGUAGACCGUUCACCGGGUGCAAGUCUUUUGAUUUGACGCCACUUCGGCGACUUGCGCGUCGAUGGGGAUGAAAUGAUGAUGAUGAUUAGGACAACACAACACCCAGUCCCUGAGCAGAGAAAAUCUCCGACCCAGCCGGGAGCGGAACCCGAGCCCUUAGGAUUGACAUUGUGUCGCGCUGACCGCUCAGCUACCGGGGGCGGACUGCGGUGCAACUGACAGAUGGGCUCCCGUUGUUCUUUUGCAAACACUUGAAAAUGGCUUAAGAGCUGAAAUCAGUCGUGGAGAAAUUUUGGGAGACUGUUGCUGCCGGUUGAAUAAAAAUACUGGAGGUUACGAUGUCCAGUUUCCCAGCAAAAUAUUCCAGACAAUAACAUUGUAAUGACUGUGUUUCAAGUAUCUACCUAAGGAAAGACUGAAAAUUAGUACAAGGAAUUUUCAGUAAAGACUAGUAGGAAUUUUCAGUAAAGACUAGUAGUCAUUUUCUAAAAACUCUAUUUCAGAGGUUCAAUAUUCUGUCCACCCAAUGUGAUUCAAUUCUACCAUCACCGUUGUCGCCCCUCGAAGUCGUGAUGAAGGUCGUCCUCGCCUCUUAAACGCUACUGCCAGGGUUUCAUUACCUAAAAGUCUCAUGGUAUCACAUGUAUCUCUGCUACAAUUUGGGUAACGUGAGGCCUGGUAUUAGCUGAUGAAGCUUCCACCGUCCAACAGAUAUUUGGUCUUCUUUGGAAUGUGACCCAUCAUCAGUUGGCUCAUAAUGUUUUGCUACCGUGCAUCACCCUCAUCUCCAACAUACUGUUUCCAAUAGCAGAACACAAACAACACGAUUCUCCUAUUGAUCUGCGAUAAACAGUCGUGGUAUCCAGAGUGUGCAUAUUCUAGACAUGUGAAAAGGUUCCUUUAAAAGAGUGUGAACACUUCCAGAAUACCAUCAAGCUGUCUAAUGUUGAGUCGCGAUCACUGCGAAUAAUAACGGCCGCAGUACUGACUGUUGUACCUUCAAAGACCGUCAGAGGUGUGCCUCCGCAACGUUCCCGGCUAUUUUUAAAAGCCCUGUGCCAACGAAAACGCCCUGUAAGGGACAUGGCACACUGACCAAAAGUUCUCUACAACUCGUCACAUAUUACACAACCAUUUAUGUCCAGACGAACACAAAAAUUAUAUCGUGUAACGCUUCUCACGAAACUCGAACACGUUAAAGUUUUAAAGGCGAGAAAAAUGCACAGACACUUCGAUUCCCUGCUCCAGCUCAUAGCGAGAGUGCUGGAAGCACGACAGCAGAGUCUAUCACGUAGGUUGCUUCGACAGUGAUAGGUGGCCCAUUUACUCGCUACCCGUUAUUCAGAGAGUUAGGAAAGAAAAUAGCAACAUGAACCCGGCUGAAAAAUCAUAAACCUGGAAAUUUCCAAUUUCACCGGAAUACAGAAAUAUAGUCCAUGUAUUGUGGUAUAAAUUGUGAGACAAUUUGACUUCCAGGAUUUUACGUUUAUACUGAUAUUCUGUGUGAAUUACCUGUAAAUGGUACGGAGCUCUCUGUUGACGUAUAUAACCGAAGUUUAGAACUUGUCCACUUUUGAAAGAAAAACCUCUGGAUUUUGGCCUUAUUAAAGUAAAUAUUUUUUUCUUGUAUACUUUACAAAAAUCUGUUGUGCGGUUUCAAGGCGUAUUUUCCUGGUCAACUUACCUUGUGUUUGUAAUUGAUUCCACAACGCUGAAAAUAUUGACUUUGAAAAUAGUGCACUUUUCUAUCUUUGAAAUUAAAAUCAUCAUUGACACAAUCUGCUGAAUUCUGUGUAUCAUUUUGCUGUACUCGUAUUUACCAUGAAUCGAUUUUUGUGAUGUAUGGGGAGCAACUGACUUUCUAACAAUUAUGGAGAAGGCGUAUCCUGAGCAGAAGACUCUUGUAUAUACUUUUUCUAAAUUUGUUUAAUCUUUAGGUACUGCUAUGAUGUAGAGUUAUGGACAUCGAUUCCCAUGUCAAGUGUCGACCAAUUCUUAUAAGACUGAUAACAAUAUUUUAAAAUACGUUACUCUUACUGUAUAUGUGCUUGUUGAUUUGCUAUGUAAAUGACAUUGCAAAAACUUUGACUUACUAUUUAGUUGAGACAUGCAGUGACUUGUUAUUAUACAGCGCCAUUUUGAGUGUUGUGUACUGUCUGUGAUAAGGAAAUGUAACACGGUGCUUUUCUAUUACUAUUUCUUAUGUAUAUAAUCCACAGCGUUUGCGUUACUUUGUGUUAAGACAUGAAACUGAUGAUACACUUAGACUGGAUUAAAUGUGCCUUGUCUCCGAUAUUUCGAUAUGACACUUGUUUAUUAAACAGUUGCAGGACAAAUUACUGUAAUCUAAAUUUGGUUUAUAAAUCAGAAAUGUAUUGUGCUAAACAUUCCAUUUUAAAUUUCACGCUUUGAGCCAAGUGCAGUUUACAAGCACUACAUAUAAUUAUGAUUACAGUUCGUUAUUAUGAUACCAGUAAACUGGACAAUGCACUUUUGGUUUGGUUUCGAUAUAUCUCUUCCUAUUUCAUUGAUUCCAUCUUGAUGUUUUUUUGUGUAAGUGGUAUGUUACUUUAAUAAUAUGCUGUUAUUUAAAAACAAGA
This is a messenger RNA of Schistocerca serialis cubense, 5306 nucleotides long. RefSeq names its product toll-like receptor 4. Gene Ontology annotation, cellular component: membrane. Lineage: Eukaryota; Metazoa; Arthropoda; Insecta; Orthoptera; Acrididae. Gene Ontology annotation, molecular function: transmembrane signaling receptor activity; protein binding. The record is from RefSeq and is a predicted model, not a curated record. The annotation marks the transcript as partial. The transcript has 2 exons. Gene Ontology annotation, biological process: toll-like receptor signaling pathway; inflammatory response; immune response.